Larimichthys crocea (large yellow croaker) is the source of this 2905-nucleotide messenger RNA. RefSeq lists its product as uncharacterized. The transcript is spliced from 7 exons. Bases 413 to 2782 code for a protein of 789 amino acids. NCBI's taxonomy places the organism in Eukaryota, Metazoa, Chordata, Actinopteri, Sciaenidae. The record is from RefSeq and is a predicted model, not a curated record.
UUCUGGUUGUGUCUCAGUCUGUCUGUCAGCAGCUGCUCGCCUCAGGUCCGGUUCCGUUUGUCAGAACCGGGUUGAAGCUAGCUGCACGUUAGCUUCUGUCCUGCUAGCCUUUAGCACAGUGACGCUUCCAUUAUCGGACACGCCCUCCUGUGGCGGCCUCUGUCCGCUGUCGGAACUCCGGUGUUGGUAUCAGUGCUGACACAGAACCACCAGCCUGAUUUCUGCUGUCUGGACCGGACCGGGUCCAGUCCGGUGUCUGAGAUGGCGGAGAGGAGGAGGCGCCAAAGUCCAUUCUGAAAACAUCUAUUGAGUUUGAUAGCAGAACCGAACCGAACCGAACUGUACUGAAUGUAUUGUUUGUUCAGUCUAUUCAGAACCAGAACCAGAACCUGACAGUGUGGAGCUGGUUGCCAUGGCGAACAAGGCGGAGCUCCUCAACUCUGACCACGUCUCCUCUCCUGAUGAAGACCUGACGAAGCCCACAGGACGUCGUCCACGCCGCAGAGCUGCCAGCACCUUGGGGAGGCGGGGUCAGAGAGGGAAGAGGCGUGGUCCAGGUGAGAAGAGGCGUGGUCCAGGUGAGAAGAGGCGUGGUCAGAAGGAGAAGCGUCGGUGGCAGGAGGAGAAGAAGGAGGGCGUGACAGUGAAGAGGACGUGGAGCGACGGGAAGCGACGCUGGGAUAAGAAACAUUACUGCGUGUUCUGUCGGCGGCCGCAGGUAAAGAUCGCACGUCACCUGCUCAGAAAGCACGCCGACCAACAGGAAGUGGCUGCUGCCAGCACACUACCCACUGGCUCCAAACAACGCCACCUGCUGCUCGAACAUCUGCGCUGCAGGGGCAACUACAUGCACAACAUCGAGGUCAUCAGACAGGGCAGUGGUGAGAUCGUGCCGUGGCGUCAGCCGUCAGAGGAGGUCGAUGCGAGAAACUACCUGCCGUGCCCGCUUUGCCUCGGGUUCUUCCUGCGUGCUGACCUGUGGAAGCAUCAGGCUUCCUGUCGUAAGAAGAUGACCUCUGACCCCUGUAAAAGCUCCGCCCCCUCAGGACAGACCUCUGACCACCUGAAGGACACGCCCCCCACAGGUAAGGCUGCCUGUGAUCCGGCAGACAACGGAACCUCCAGGUCCACCGAGGACUCGGCCUCCGUCCACUCAGACCGGGCCAGGACCAAACGGCCCCUGACCUCCGACCUCAGCAUGGAUCAGAACCUGACAGCUGACCUCCACGCGGAUCAGAACCUGACUGCUGACCUCUACGCGGAUCAGAACUUGACCGCUGACCUCCACGCGGAUCAGAACCUGACCACUGACCCCGGCACCGACCAGCCCAGGAAGCGCAGCAGAGUCCAGGCUGCAGCGUCACGACUCCUUCCUGUUUCCAGUGGAGCGUCUGAGAGCUGCAGCGAGGUCCUGCACCGGAUGAACCAGGACCACGUCUCACACCAGGUCAAAUCUGAUUGGUUGAUCUGUAAGUAUGGGACUAAGCUGAUGGGGAACCAGGAUGGCAGCCAGCGGAGGUAUGACUACGUCAGUCAGAAGCUGAGGGAGUUGGGCCGGUUCCUGCUAGCCGCUAAGUCUCUGGACCCGGCCAUCCACACCCUCCAGGACUUGCUGGCUCCGGGCCGCCUCAGCCUGGUGCUGGCCUCUGCCAGGAAGGCGUCGGGGUACAGGUGGAGCCGCCCACCGCUGGCGGUGAAGACAGCACUGAAGACGAUUUGUGAGAUCGCCAUCGGAGACAGUCUGCAGGACGGAGACUGGGAGGCUGCAGCCAAGACCACCGACUUCUACCACCUGCUGGGGAGGGAGUGGGACAACCUGGGUCUCCUGGACCCGGACCCCGAGACAGUGAGAGGAACUAAGUUGAAGAAACGAUCGGUCCAAUCAAGAAGUGAGAAUGAAUCUAAAGAGCCGGGUCAAGAGCGGACUGACCCAAGACCAGAGGUUCUGUCACAGGGCAGUACCCGGCUGGUGUCCUCGGUUCCACCAGAGUCCAGACUGCAGGCUCCUGUCACAGUCCCUGUGGCUCAGAGGAAGGUCCAACGUCGGCCGUGGUCGUCUGCAGAGAAGGCGGCAGUUUGGAGACAGUUAGGAGUCCAUGUCCUGGUCCAGUCGGUACCAGGGAAGGAGGUCUGUCAGCGCUGCCUGGACCUAGAGCCGGUCCUCAGAGGGAGACACUGGAAAGACAUCAAGAACCAGGUCCACAACCAGAUCCAGAGCCAGAAAAAGCAGCAGUUCCAUGCCCAGAUGGAGCUUCAGGAGAACCAGGAACAGCAAGACCAAGUCCAGAACCAGAAGAAGCAGCAGCAGCAGUACCAGGCCCAAAUGGACCAGCAGGGCAAAGACCACAACCAGAAGAAACAUCUGUACCAGGCCCAGAUGGACCACCAGGACCAAGGCCACAUUCAGAACCAGAAGAAACAGCUGUACUAUUCUGUGCUGGACCAGCAGGACCAGGACCACCUUCAGAUCCACAAGAAGCAGCUGUACCACAUGGACGAACAGACCACUCUGGACCGGGACAGUUCUGUGUUGACAGGUCCACUUUAUGGACCUGACGGGUCUCAUCGAGUCCCUGGACUGUCAUUACUGGACCGAGAUCACACCGUCAGUAUAUACCCACUUCCACAUCGGACCCUGGGGCCUCACAUGGACCAGCUGCUCUCCAGAACAGAGUGGACUGACGAGUCUUUGGCCCAGCACUACUCAGUCAACAGGAACCUGGUCCAGGAUGCACCUCCAGGAGGACCAGCCAAUCAUCACGCUGGACAAGUCCACUUCUGACACCUGUUAGCUCAUGUUAGCUCAGUCUGUUAGCCGCUGUUAGCUCAUGUUAGCUCAGUCUGUUAGCUGCUGUUAGCUAAUGUUAGCUCAGUUUGUUAGCUGCUGUUAGCUAAUGUUAACUCA